This is a messenger RNA of Colletotrichum graminicola M1.001, 1476 nucleotides long. RefSeq lists its product as uncharacterized. Lineage: Eukaryota; Fungi; Ascomycota; Sordariomycetes; Glomerellales; Glomerellaceae. The record is from RefSeq and is a predicted model, not a curated record. The transcript has a single exon. The coding region runs from base 1 to 1476 and encodes 491 amino acids.
AUGUUGUCGCUGCCAGCACCCCGACUGCACUCGGUGAAGACAUCUCGAUCACGACAACAGUCCCCAAUCGUAUAUCUACUCGUCGCCGCCGGCCUCCUCAUCUUCUUCCUGCAUAACCGAUAUGGGAACCAAGCCGUUGUCGAGGUCGUCGCCGACACCAGCUCACUCGACACCGAGAGCCCUGUUACAUCGACUCCAGCGAAGCCCAAGAUCACAAAGAAGCCAAAGUACAAACCACAGCCAACAUGGACUCCGCCUCCGAUCACAGAUCCUUUCCCGCUGCUGUCGUCCGGGAUGCCACCGCCAGUUCCCGCUUGGAACAAGCCUGCGAAGCCCAAUGUCUGUUUCAACUAUUCCCUGUCCACCCCGCCUCCGCUACUCAUUGGCUUCACGCGGAGUUGGCCGUUGCUGCUCCAGACGGUCGUUGGAUACGUGACGGCCGGGUGGCCGGCGGACCAGAUAUACGUCGUGGAGAACACGGGGGUGCAUGACGCAAACGCCAGAGGUCGGCUGUCGCUGCAGAACCCCCUCUAUCUCAACUACACUCAGUUGCACAUGCUGGGCGUUCAUGUCAUGCGCACGCCGGUUCUGAUGAGUUUUGCUCAGCUGCAGAACUACUUCGUCACCGUGGCGAAGGAGAAGCCGUGGUCGUACUACUUCUGGAGUCAUAUGGAUUCCUUUGUUAUGUCGUACGAAGAGGGUAUGGAGGGAAUCUCGGGACCCGUAAACACGCCCGAAUACCAGACGAUUUACGAGCUAGCCGUCAAAGAGCUGAACCACACCAUGCGAUCCGACCACAAAUGGGGAGCCCGGUUCUUCGCCUACGACCACCUGACGCUCGUUAACCCGCGGGCAUACGGCGCUGUCGGCGGCUUCGACACAUUCAUCCCUUACUACAUGACGGACUGCGACAUGCAUUGGCGACUCGAGGAAGCGGGGUGGAGCGUCAAGGAGGCGAAGGCAGGCAUAAUCCAAGACGUCGCGACAGUCCUUGACGACUUGCGCGUUCUGUACCGAGAGGGGGAAAUUCCUGAGGGAUUCGGCUACACGGACCCGAACCCACCGCCAACGAACAAAGACGCGAUCACGACAAGGAAAAGAAAACGAAGUCUGCCCGUCCCCGAACUUGACAUCUCCGGCGCCCCCGUCGACCCCCCCGUGGAGAGCUCCGGGGAGCAGUCCCCGGGGACCGUCGAUCCCUUGGUGUCUUUCCGAGCCCUUCACCGCAUCUCCCAAGACAUGUUCAAUCACAAGCACGCGGACCGGGAAAGGAAUACCUGGCAACUGGGACAAAGGGGAGGAGACUACGAGCCGUACUAUUACGACCCCCUUGGGUUUCAAGAAGCUAUAGACGUCAUGACCGAGGCAGGUAGAGAAGUCUUUCGUAGAAAAUGGGGGCACCGUGACUGCGACUUCGGCGCAGCUGGGUUACAACCCAGCGAUGCCUGGAGGGUGGAGAAGGACUGGGAAACAUAA